Messenger RNA from Rhineura floridana, 3317 nucleotides. It is a transcript of the gene CCDC138, whose product is annotated as coiled-coil domain containing 138. The record is from RefSeq and is a predicted model, not a curated record. Bases 159 to 2171 code for a protein of 670 amino acids. Lineage: Eukaryota; Metazoa; Chordata; Lepidosauria; Squamata; Rhineuridae. The transcript has 15 exons.
UCUAUGCAACUGCGGGACUGAUGGGGCGGGAGUGGAGCCUCCUCGCGCAGGCGCCCCUUAGCUUAUCCAGCUCUCUCCUCCCCUUUCCGCCUUUCGGGCGGUUGUUGUGAACGGCGGAGGCGGCCGCGGGUAGCUUGACUGUUUUUAGCCUUUCUACAAUGGCGACGCCAACAGAUCUGAGUAGCUCAGUCGAGCGUUGGAGGAGACGCUAUCUGACUGGAGAGGUGGGGCGGGAGCGAGCCAGGCGUCUUUGCGACUAUUCUUGGAAUGCAGCACAAGUUAAAUGUAAAAGUAGAAGGGCCUUAGUAUCUGCAGGUAAAUUGGACAGCUCACUUGAUGACACAAUUGCGUCAUUACUCAUGUGUUCCUCACCAUCAAAACACAGUAACUGUGGAAGAAAGCACAAUAAAAAACAUUUUUUGGACUCUUCAAAGAAUUUAAAAAACUCGAGUCGGACAGAUUAUGAGUUGGAUUCUCUAUAUGGUUCAAGACAGCUUGACAUAAAGCCAGAAUCCAUUGGAGAUUUUCUAGGAAGUAAUGAAAUUCAAAGGGGAGACACGUAUUCAGACACAGACAUUACUCUGCCAUCCAGUUUGACAGUGGCCACAUGUUGUUGUUAUGACAGUGGUGGUGACACAGUAACAGAGAGUGUAAGGAUUCCUGAAACCCAAGAGCUGAAUGGGAAAAACCUGAUACCAUCUCAUUUCAGUCAAAUCUAUCAUGAGUUAUCUAUCAUACAUCAAAAACUGCAGCAAGAAAAACUAACUCAGCAAGAAUAUUCUCUAAAACUUGAAAGACGUGAACAGUUCUUAGCUGAACGAGAGACCCUGCUUUGUAGACAUGAAGCUGCUUUGACCAAGAUAAGAGGCGUUGAGGAGGAAGUUCACACAAAAUUUCAAAUUAUGAAGGAGCAACAUGAAGCUGAAAUUCAGCAGUUGUCUGAAGCCUUGAAAGAAAAAACAAAGGAAAACAAAAGGCUUAAGUCAUCAUUUGAAACUUUAAAGGAAUUGAAUGACACCUUAAAAAAACAGUUAAAUGAUGUAAGUAAACAAAACAAGAAGCUGGAAGGCCAGUCUCAAAAAGUACAAGCUCGGUUAGAGAAUUUGCAGAGGAAGCAUGAAUUUUUGUCAGUACAGAAAUCUAAAGAAGCUUCCCACACAGCCCUGGAACGCAAGGCUAUCAAGCCAGAAAAAAUGAUAACAUCAAAAACUUCCAAAAUCCCACUUAAUGUACACAUCUAUGACCUUUUAACGGUAUUAAUGGACUGGAUGUCGGAUCAGCACCUCAGCAAAUUAAUUGCAGAGGAAGAGAGAGCUGCUGAAUGUCUUCUGACAGGCACGCUUGCUUCCAACAGAAGCUACACACAGGCGAAGUGUAUCAAGUUUUUGCCUCUAGUUGCUGAACAACUUCAGUGGAUGCCAUUUGUGAAUCCUAACUUGCACAUGCAUAUGAUUAAAUUUAUUUACUGGUCUAUAAGGCAGUUAGAUGGAGGGAUACAGUUUGCAACAAUGACAUCAACAAUGAGAAGACUGGGUGAAGACCUAUUUAAAGGGGUUGUGCCUAAGGGAAGUCAAUAUAUUUCUCCUUCUGAUCCCAAACCAAAGUCGGCAGCAUUCUUUAAAAGCUGCAGUUUACCUUUAAGAGUUGUAUCAACCUUAAUUAUAAUCAAAACAGUGACACAAGCUGAUUACCUGGCUCAAGCCUUUGAUUCACUUUGCAUGGAUCUGAAGACAGAUGAAGGGAAGGCUUUGUUUUUGGACUACCAAGCUGUGCCUAUUAUACUGAGUCAUAUAAGAAUAUCAAGUAAAGGUGUGCUUGCCAAUGCCAUUGACAGUUUACUUCAGAUGACAAUGGAAUCCAGGUUUUUGCAUCAGUUUCUGGAAGCUUGCAGUAAUGAGGCUUUUUUCCGUACUUGUUCAUUGUUGCUUCGAAACCCUAAGCUAGAUACUCAAAUACUGGAAAAACUCAGCAUACUGCUGCAAAAGCUCUCAAAAAUCAAGAGUAAUAAGAAGAUGUUUGAGCUGUUUACUCUUCACCUGAUGAUUCAAGAGCUACAGAGAACACAUCCAGAUCAUACUUUUUUAUGCAUUAACCUCAACUCGAUUCUCUUUAAUUUGGGUCUGACAAAAAGCAACCCCCUUACAAAUAGUCUAAAUGUGAGCCAGCAGUAGGUUGUAUUGGGGGUGGGGAAUGUCACAUUGGAUGUCCUCUCUUGUGCCAAUACAUGCUUCAGAAUAGGCCAACAGAGUCUUUCCAAGAAGAGUUUGCCAUUUAUAUUGAAAUGAAUAUUUGAUAUUUUUCCCCUUGAAAGAUUUUAUAAAUUUUACAAUGGUCAUGAUCCAAAGGGAUGUGCAUUCAACAGCACACACCACCUCUUCCCUUCCAAAAAAGCAAUCAGAGCCACUACAGCUGACAGGAAGCCUUGUGAGCAGCCCUCAAUCCAGCCAUGUGGAUAAGCAGUUCCUCAUCCAGAGACAGCCUUUGGGGCUGGAUCUUCCCUGCCUAUAAAGUUGUUUCUCCCUCUCUCACAGUUGAAAAACUCUCAGCGUUAAAUGUGAGGAUGUCCCAGAGGCUUCCGCGAUCAUUCAUCCUCUCAUUUAGAGUGCGUGGCAGAUGGAACGGAGGCCUGGAAGCAGAGGUCCAAGCGCUCCCCAGCUGGUUCCAGCAACACAAUGAGAAGACCUCUCGGAGGUUUCUGAUAUCACACAGGCCUCUUGGACAUCUUCUCACAGUGUGUGUGGGGAGUUGCCAGUAUCUAGAAAGAGCCUGUAAGUAAUGUUAGCCAUUCAAGAGGCAGCACUGCUCUUUGGUUUACCUUCCAGCUGCCCAACACUUCUAUCAGGAAGGACAGGUGGGGAACCUGUGGCCUUCUAGACCUUGUCAGACUCCAACUCCCAGCUUCUCUGGCCACUGGCCCUGCUGACUGGGGCUGAUGGGCGUCGGAAUCCAACAUCAUCUGGUGCUCCCCACCCCAUAAUAUAGGACUUAACUUCACAAAACUUGGGCAUGGCCCACUUAUAGACCAUUGCUUUAGUAGAGGAUGCACUAAUUCCUUCCACAAGUCAUUUCAGUAAGUUCUCCUCUUAUAGGAUUAUCGUUUAUUUUGUACAGGGAUUUUUAAAUGUUGGUGUGCUAAUUUGGGGGAGAUCUGAGUUAUUGAAGUCAAACUUGUAUUGAAGCCUUCUAUACAUUGGAUACCUCAUAGUUCAAGAGCAUCGUUACCAUAUUCACCUUUAUAUGUAUUAAUUGGCUAUUACUGUGCCGUGUUGAUACAUGAUUAUUCUGGAGUGUCUUAUUUGUAUUCAGCAUUUUAAUAU